GGUGUCUUGUAGCGCGAAGUUUCCACCAUGCUGACAUCUGUAUAAAACAGAUACUGCUACGGAGUACGUUUCUUUCUGUCCACAGCAAUGUUGCGUUCGUUGGAUGGCUAAGUAAUGUCUCUGAAAUAAAAUCAAGAUGUAAGAAGGUCUGAAUCUGUCGGUAAACAGUUCCCUCAGUAGUACGAUCAAACUCAGGUCCUGCAAAGCUUUGAUGAGAUUCAUUGCAUCCGGACUCCACUUGCAGCAGUCCCAUCCCCCAACCUGUAGCUGCACGCACUGCUUCUUGACAUGCUCGAGCCUCGGCAGCUGCAAGAAGAGAAGUCAGAGAGUGAUUUCGCUGCAGUCCAGAUAAAAGAAAAGAAAAGGGAAUUCGGAAAAGAGGAAGCUCCGGCCGUGCCUAGCUUCUUCGAUCAACGGCCAGCGACACCGCUUCCGCGUCAGUCGACGGCCUGCCGGCGCUCGCGCUUCCUUGGAUUCGUAUAUGUUUGGCCGCCUCCGUCGACUCGCCGCCGUCAACCACAAAGAAUCGUCCGCGCCGCGCGCGCGCGCCUCCAUUGCUGACGGCUGAUGUUUUCAAGACAUUCAGUCAGAACCUCCGUCAGUUCUUCAACCUCAGAGCACCAUCUAUCAAGUGACGAGCUGUGAAGGGUUCCUGUUCGUUCACACUUCACGAUGGAGGCGGUUAUUUCUGGAGUUCUUGGUGAAUUUGUCAGCAGAACCAUAUCCUUCGUGGCUAAGAAGUGCCGUGAGCAGACAACCGCGAAGGAGGAUCUGCAGAGGCUGCUCCAGCUGCUUCUGAGAAUAUCUACUGUCGUCGAGGAGGCUGAAGGACGGCGCAUUGAAAAUCGAGCUAUGGUCCGUCAGAUUAGUACCAUGAGAGAGCAAAUGUUCAGAGGGUACUACCUCCUCGACGCCUUCAGGUGCAGAGAGAGGAAUACCAAUCAUGACGAGGUUAGUCACAUGUCGUUUGCUCAAUCCAAAUUUAACCCCGCUAAGCGCUUGCGCCGCCUAGUUAGCGACACUCAGAUUGAGGGCACGGUAAUUGGUAGAGAAAACAGUAAGGAGUUGAAACAGGCUGUUCUUGUCCUAGAAAACAUGGUUGCUGAUAUGGAGGAGUUUGUUAUAUUUCUGAUGAGCUACCCUCGGAUGUACCGCCAACCUUAUGGCGCAUAUUUAUAUUUGCACAAGUAUAUGUUUGGCCGCCAAAUGGAGAGGGAGCAAGCUGUCAGAUUUUUGCUACAAGCUGAGCCUGGUGGAAAUUUGGGUGUCCUUCCAAUUGUUGGCCCUGGACAUACUGGGAAGAGUACUCUUGUGGAACAUGUUUGUCUCGAUGAUCGUGUGCGAGAUCAUUUCUCCUUGAUCUUGCUCUAUAGCGGCAACGACCUUAAAGAUGAAGUGGCGACGAAUUUUAGAGAUCAUUGUGUGAUCAAGCAUCAAAAUAUAGCUUCGGGUGAAGAAAGGUCGUUGGUUGUCAUUGAGCUCUUAGGCGAUGUGGACGAAGGGGCAUGGAAAAGGCUGCUGCACUCUGCUGAAAGAUUCAUGGUACAUGGGAGCAAAAUCAUAAUCACCAGCCAAUCGGAGAAGAUGGUCAGUGUUGGAACAACAGAAGCUCUCAUGCUAAAUUGGUUGUCUAAAGAAGCCUUUUGGUAUUUCUUCAAGAUGCUCGUCUUUGGUAGCACAGAUCCAGAGGAUCACCCGAAGUUAACAUCCAUAGCAAUGGAGUUGGCCGGUGAGAUGGGCGGAUCUUUCAUGUUCGCAUAUGUUGUUGCCACCUUACUGAGAGCAAAUCUCAGUUGUCGGUACUGGUGCAGUCUUCUGAGACACCUUAGGGUGCAGAGGCAGAAAAAUAUCUCACUGUUAGGUGAACUUUCACUUGAGGGAGGUCGGCCUCGAUAUGCUUGGAGCAUGGACAACACACGACGAGUUUCUAAGGAUUAAAGUUUCUUUCGGCUAUGUGGUGACUACCAAAGAGAGCCUGCUUCUCACUGCGAGGUUCCGAAGAUAACAGCUGUGGAUCUGAUAUCAGGGACCUGGAGCGAUAUGCCACGGGGUAAAUUCGAGAUCUUGUCCUGGAGGUCUCCCAUACCACCGUACUACAGCUACGUGUGUUCUUGUGAGCUUGUGCCGCAGGAAGUACACCAGGAAAUAGAGUAGUAGAGGUGGUAUUUUUUUCCGCUUUGAGCAGUCCGGUUGUAAUUGUCAUUAAGCCAGUAUAUUGAUCCUUAAUUUUCCGUUGUGUUACUCUUCGUCUCGAUAAAUCCUUGAAACCGAAUCUACUCCCUGCUUUCUUUUUUGUAAGACGUGUUUGGCAAGCCAAUUAACCCUGUCAAAACGUCUUGUAAAAAGGCACACAGGUUGUAGUUGAUAUUUUUCCAGACUAUUUUUAAUUAAAUGAACUGUUUAUUUAGUCAAAUGCGAGAUGUAUAAUUCAAUGAGCUUUUGUGGUUUGUGA
This is a messenger RNA of Lolium perenne, 2452 nucleotides long. RefSeq names its product disease resistance protein RGA2. Gene Ontology annotation, molecular function: ADP binding. NCBI's taxonomy places the organism in Eukaryota, Viridiplantae, Streptophyta, Magnoliopsida, Poales, Poaceae. The record is from RefSeq and is a predicted model, not a curated record.